Candidozyma auris is the source of this 741-nucleotide messenger RNA. RefSeq lists its product as uncharacterized. NCBI's taxonomy places the organism in Eukaryota, Fungi, Ascomycota, Pichiomycetes, Serinales, Metschnikowiaceae. Gene Ontology annotation, cellular component: endoplasmic reticulum. The record is from RefSeq and is a predicted model, not a curated record. The coding region runs from base 1 to 741 and encodes 246 amino acids. Gene Ontology annotation, biological process: membrane organization; endoplasmic reticulum tubular network organization. The transcript has a single exon.
AUGUCAGCCAACGAGAAGGAAGGGCACACAGGUGCCACCAAUAGAAUGGUGGAGCCCGAUUACCGCAAAAGGAAACUUGUCAAGAAAAUAGGGGGUCAGUCGAAGACAAAGUACUAUGUGUGGUUGGGCGGCCACGCUACAAGCUUGGUGUUUGGAACGGUGACGUUGAUUUUCCAAAUUUUCUGGCUUCCUAACGUUUACUAUAUCAAUUCUAUUUCAUACAGGUUGUGCCUUUUGGGUGCUACCACGGCGUUCCUAGCAACCAUGUCCCAUAAGUUUGGUUUGCACUACUUGCCUCCCUUUACCACGCUUUUGGUGCAACACAACUUCCAGUACUUGAUUUUGGCGAUCAUUUGGUGCUUCACAUUCAAGUCAAUUCUCAAGAUAUUGCCGCUUUACUUGAUUUCGUUGUUGCAAUUGUCUGAACACAAGAAAGUCUCAUUUAUCCAAAAACAUUCCGACUCCAUCGGAAGCUUCAUUGGUUUCACUGAGCUCUUGUUGAUGGCUUACUUGCUUCUCCGUACAAUUGCCUUCAGGUCCACAUCAGGCUACCAGUUUGCGAUUAUGUCGAUCUUCCUUUGGUUGAGAAUCUUAUUUGACCCCGAUACCGCCCGCAUGUUUGCAUACGUUGUCGAUAAGGCGGACUCCAAGAUUUCUACCGUGAAGAACGAGAAGGUCACCAAGGCUUGGGGCAAGGCAAAGAAAUUCCUUCACGAGAAGCAGUCAGACAACAAUUUAUGA